Boleophthalmus pectinirostris (great blue-spotted mudskipper) is the source of this 4171-nucleotide messenger RNA. RefSeq names its product unconventional myosin-VI-like. The transcript has 6 exons. The record is from RefSeq and is a predicted model, not a curated record. Lineage: Eukaryota; Metazoa; Chordata; Actinopteri; Gobiiformes; Gobiidae. Bases 1 to 1053 code for a protein of 350 amino acids.
AUGACAUCAAAUGUGAGGUCCAAGAGUCGGAAUGUAAUCAAACGCAGCCAAACCACGCCCUCUACUGGCAAACCACGCCCUCUACUGGCAAACCACGCCCUCUACUGGCAAACCACGCCCUCUACUGGACAAACCACGCCCUCCACAGCGGAGAUGGAGGCCCAGAUGUUGGUGGAGCGUGAGGAGGAGGCGGCGCGUCAGGCCGUUCUGGAGCAGGAGAAACGAGACCGAGAGCUCGCCCUGAGGAUCGCCCAGAGCGAAGCGGAGCUCAUCCCCGAGGAGAGCGCUGACGCAGGGCUGAGGAGAGGUCCGGCCGUCCAAGCCUCCAAAGCCGCCGCCGGGACCAAGAAGCACGAGCUGAGCAAAUGGAAAUACGCCGAGCUCCGCGACGCCAUCAACACCUCCUGUGGUGAGUCCCGGUACUGCGGCCUCACUCCGGAAUGUUCCGCAGUGUGGCUUUACACUCACCCGCCGCACAUGUCUUCAGUCGAGAAUCAAAAACACCGUCUGCUUCUGUUUUCUCGUACGUUUCUCGAGUUCCACCGGAGGCUCAAAGUUUAUCACGCCUGGAAAUCCAAGAACAAGAAACGAAACACAGACGCAGAGCAGCGAGCGCCCAAGUCCGUCACUGACUACGCGCUGCAGCAGGCCCCGCCCAUCCCGCCGCGGCAGCUGGAGGCGGCGUUGAACCGGCAGCAGCGGUUUUUCCGGAUCCCGUUCAUCCGGCCCGGGGACCAGUUCAAGGACCCGAGCGGGAAGAAGAAGGGCUGGUGGUACGCGCACUUCGACGGGCCCUGGAUCGCUCGCCAGAUGGAACUGCACCCCGACAAGCAACCCAUACUACUGGUGGCAGGCAAAGACGACAUGGAGAUGUGCGAGCUGAGCCUGGAGGAGACCGGCCUGUCCCGAAAACGAGGAGCCGAGAUCCUGCCCCGGCAGUUCGAGGAAAUCUGGGAACGCUGCGGCGGCAAAGAUUAUCUGAGGAGCGCCAUCGAGAACCGGCAAGCCAGGCCCACCUACGCCACCGCCAUGCUCCAGUCCGCCUUCAAAUAGUACGACCACUACUACUACUACUACUACAAGUACUACAGCUACUACUACUACUACUACUCCAGAAGAGGUCCACCUGCGCCGGGCAGAACUGCAGUCUGUGUUCAAGUCCUGACUCCACCGCCACAGCAGGGACGUCCCGAUCUGAUACCGAUUCUUAAAAAUAUUUGCGAUUCCGAAGCUGAUCUCGUCCCGUUACGAGCGUCUAACUUUUUAUGAUUUUAUUUACGACGAAAAAACCAACAAGGAUCUAGAAGAAAACAUCGAGGAUAAGUCGUGAUUCGGGUGAUUUUUUUGGAGAUUAUUUUUGUCGGCGAAUCAUUUUUAUCCACAAAAAAUGUAUAAAAGAAAAAAAGAAAGAACACAGUGACAUGUAGAUGAAGAAAACUGGGCUUUUUUCAGUUUUCUCAGAUUUUCUCAGAGUUCCUGUCGCCAGCAGAGCCCAGAGGAAGUCGUUAUCCGCAUGUUUCCAAACGUCUCAAGGUUUUGUGUGAAUUUAUGGAAUAAAUUUUGAGUCAAAUAAAUCAAAAAACGCUUUUAAAACAUCAAGUUAAAAAGUAUAAAUCAAAAUAGCAACUUUUAAAAAAUCUAAAUGUGUCUUUGCCUCUUUGGAAACGUUUUCUUUGGUUCUGAUUUCAGUUUUCUCGUUUGUGCUUUCGGACUUUUUGGUGGAGUUUUGGCACAAACGUGGAAAUGUGGGCGGGGUUUCAGUAGGCGCGUUCCCAUUGGCUCAUUUAUGUUUGACGGACAGCUGAGAUUAGAACUCCCGAAGCUGUUGUGGAUGUUUCCUCUUGAAGUUUUUGGCGACUGAAACAACUUUAUCCAGAAUUUACACCGUGUAGAGUAAAGUUGUUCCAGAACAGGGGUCUCCAGCCUUUUUCUUCCUUUUUCCUCGACGUUUUUUUUUUUUACUUUUACAAGACAAAAAUGCCAGAGAGCUGCUCUUUUUGGCAGGCACGAGAAACUGAGUAAAUAUAAUAACCACGGUCUUAGAGAAGAGAUGGACGUCUAUAAAACAUAAACCAUUAUCUGUUUCAUUAGUGCACAAAGGCAUCACAAUUAUACAUUUACAACGGUAAGAGGCGUUUAAUCGAUUCAAUUUGAAUUAUUCAGCAAAAUACGUGGAAUUCAGAAAUCCCUUGGCUCCAGAGUUACAGGUUGGAGACCCUUGUUCCAGAAGAAAACGCUGAAUAUUAGAAAAACUCAACAGGAAGCUCCAGGCUCGGCUGUCCGUCAAACGUAAAUGAGCCAAUGGGAACGCACCGACGGAAACCCCGCCCACCUGUCACGACUGGGCCAAAACGGUCACGAAAAAGUCAAACGAGAAUCAGGAACCGAAGAAAACGGCGUCAAACUAAAGUGAGAAAGACACGGAACAAAAAUAAAGAGGCAAAGAUGGAGAUUUUAUCGAUUUAUACUUUUUUGCUUGAUGUUUUUGAACAAUUUGACUCAAAGUUGAUUCCGUAUGAACAGAGCUCGUUGUCUCUAGUUGAAGCUGCUGUGGGCGUUUGCAGCAGGUUUUGCAGAGGCAGUCGUGUGUUCAGGGUUCCCACGGUCAUGGAAAUCCUGGAAAAGUCAUGAAAAUUGAAAAUAUAAUUUUUCAGGCCUGAAAAAGUCAUGGAAUUUUGCAAAUUCAAUGAAAGUUUUGGAAUUUUAGUUUCCCUUUCACACAACUCCAGCGUUCUGUUAAGUUCUCGUGAGACUGUUGUGAUUUUUUUUUUUUUUUUAAUGUUCAAAAACUAUAAACCCAAACCAUAAGGUGAGUGGAAAGAGUUCACAUUUCAGAUUUAGCCUUAAAAGUCUGAUCAGUCAUGGAAAAUUCACUUAAGCUCAUGGAAAAGUCAUGGAAAAGUUUUGAAAUUUUGUCAGCGAGAAAGAGUUUGAAACCUGCGUCUCUGCGUCUUUUCACACGAUCUGAUCCAAGAUAAUCUGCUAAAAUGUCGCCGAAAAUACUAGUAUUGGAUCGGGACAUCCCUAAGUACUACUACAACUACUACAAGUACUACUACUACUACUACUACAGAGGAAUACACACUACUACAAAAACCUCAACAGGACUCUAGAAACACGUCGUCUGCUGCUGAGGCCCACGUGGCGUCCGUUUUUCACUAAACCGGGACUUAAACCGGGCGCCGGUCUGAGUCUGGACCCAAGCAGAGACUCGGACUCGGACUCGGACUCGGAGAGGUUCUGGGGUCCGAACCCGACCGGAGCCGUCCAGUCUUAAAAAAAAAGGACUCUGGGAUCGUCCGAACUUCCACCUCGCGUUUAAUGAAAACUUCUGAGUUUUCCCCUCGAAUCCUCAGGCAGCUCAGGCUUCCAACACUACGCCCGUUUAAACACUACUACUACUACUACUACUACUACUACUACUACUACUACUACUACUACUACUACACACUACAACUAGGGCUGCACGAUUACGGAAAAUAUCUAAAUCUAAAAAUAUUUGUGUUUUAAGAAUUUACCGAAAGACUGAAAUCUGAACUGACAAACUGAUACAAGAAUUUCAGAAAGUUUUUAUUUUAUUUUUUCUUCGUGCUCCUGCAGCCCUAAAUACUACGAAUACUACGAUUACUACUACUGCUACUACGAGUACUGCAAAUAAUACUACACUACAUUGUGAGUAGUAGCAGUAGUAAAUUCUGUAAACACUAACACACCAAAACCUGAACUGUAGGUCCCAAACUGUCAAGGCAUCUUCUACUACAAGUACUACAAAUACAAGUACUACUACUACAAGUACUAUCACUACUACUACUUAUACUACUACAAAGGCUUUAAAUGGACCAACUCAUCCCUCCACAUUCUGAGGUUUUAGGACCAGAGACCAAAAACCAGAACAGGGACCAGACCAGGGACUAAACCAAGGACCAGACCAGAGACCAGAAAAAACAGACCAGAACAGGGACUAGACCUGGGACUCAACCAGGGACCAGACCAGGGGCUGCGACAGAGACCAGACCAGGGACCUGAUCAGAGACCAGAAAAGAGACCAGACCAGGGACCAGACCAGAGACCAGACCAGGGACCAUGGAAGAGGCCAGAGACCAGAAAAGAGACCAAAACAAGAGACCAAGGACCAGACCAGGGACUAAACCGAGGACCAGACCAGGGACCA